GAAUUCCAAGAUCCAUCCUUUGCAAACCAGGCCAAGAUGUCCACAGAGCUACUGUCUGGAGACCAUUCCCAAGCCAAGACAGAGAAAGCCCAAGUAGUGUGUCGGCUCUUGAAAAAAAUCCCACCUGGAGAAUUUAAUGAGGCCUUCAGUGACUUACGCAUGCUAGUGGAGGAUGAUAAUAUGAUGUGUGAAGAAGCAGCCAGUCUCUGUGCUGUGCACAACAAGGACCACUUCACACCAGUCCGAACCAAAAACUGUGAGGUCCUCUUGACUCGCCACAAUGAGCUGGAGGAGAACCGCUUCCUGGAUCCACAGAACCAGGUCUCCUUCAAGUAUGACCACUUGAGGAAAAUACCAAGUGACUUCCAGGCUCACCCUGAAGAAGACAAGAAAGGGGAACUAUGGAGGAGAGCCCUCCAUGAGGCCCUGAAGGUUUAUGUUGACAACCGCUACCCUGAUGGGCUUUGUAGUGUUUUUGUCAAGGACACAGCUAUGCGGAAGAUCUUUGUAGCUUGCAUUGAAAGCCACCAAUACAAACCCUCUGCCUUCUGGAAUGGCCUGUGGAAAUCAGAAUGGACAUUUGCUCUAGCUCCUGCAUCUACUUCCACUCAGGUGACUGGGGUCAUCAUGGUCCAGGCACACUAUUUUGAAGAUGGCAACAUACACCUGACAGUGGUCAAGGAUGCUGAGGAGACACUGCUGGCCACCGAUGAAGCCCAGACAGCAAAAGACUUUGCAAAGCUGGUGGAGAAAAUGGAAAAUGAGAUCCAGAGUAAAAUAAUGGAAGAGUAUGACCACAUGAACAGCACCUACAUAAAAUAUUUUCGGAGACAGUUGCCCAUCACUCACACCAGCCUUGACUGGGAAAAAGUUGUGACUGUGAAGACUGUAGAGGCUUGUGCAAUCUAGUGAAAGUCCUGCUUCUAUGUGGUCAGAGGAAUGGGAGAUGAAAAGGUGGCUGCAGCAAAGUUGGGGGAAACAUCAAUUGAUGGAGGUAUCUUCUAAAAUAAAGGAGUCAAUAAAGUAA
Molecule: messenger RNA, 1027 nt
Organism: Candoia aspera
Lineage: Eukaryota; Metazoa; Chordata; Lepidosauria; Squamata; Candoiidae
Product: F-actin-capping protein subunit alpha-1-like
Exons: 1
Coding region: 37-909 (290 amino acids)
Biological process (GO): actin cytoskeleton organization; barbed-end actin filament capping
Cellular component (GO): actin cortical patch; F-actin capping protein complex
Molecular function (GO): actin filament binding
Source: RefSeq, a predicted model, not a curated record